AACGGCGUUGUUAGAAUAUUCCUUUUGUGACAACUACAAGUCAUCGCGACGAGGACCAUAAAACGGCUGGUUCCCACUGUUCCACUUUUGUCGGGUCACAAGGGAUCCAAGUGAGAAGGUCAUCAUAGUGAUUAGAGAUCUACAGUUAAGUGAAACCUGUGUACAAUGGCAGAAGCAGCAGAGCCUCUAGCGGCAGCAGAGAGGGAAUUUUUCACUUACUCUGGUCCCACUAAAGGUGUACAGUAUCCUUUCAAAGUGCAGUAUUGUGGAGAAUGUAGCAUGCCAAUUGAAUAUUGUGAGUUCUACCCAAAUUAUGACAAAUGUAAGAAAUGGCUCGAGUCCCAUUUACCAGAUGAAUUCGAAAGACUUGUCUCUUGUAAAGGUGAAGGAGAAGGUGGGGCUGAGGGAGACGAUGGAGAGAAAAAGAAGCGACAGACGAGAGGUGGAAAAGGUGCAGUGAAGGCAAAGAAAAAGUCUGAGCCCCAGGGCAUCAAAUUGGCCACCGCGAAACGAGGCAAGAAGAAAAUGGUGACCAUCGUCAUGGGACUGGCUUCUUAUGAUAUAGACAUGAAAGAGGCGAGCAAGUUUUUUGCCAACAAGUUUGCAUGUGGUUCAAAUAUACAGGCCGAGGAUGAGAUUGUGAUACAAGGAGAUGUAAAAUUUGACCUCUUUGAUAUAUUACCUGAAAAAUGGAAAUCUAUAAACGAAGAUGAUAUUGACGAUAUUGGUGAAGUGAAGAAAUGAUAGGACCUUUAGAAGAUUUAUUAUUAUAUUUAUUGUAACAAGCUGAAAUAAAAUUGGAGAUAUUCCAUAACAUCAACUUUGUCAGAAAUAAACAGGAUGAUAUGCAGACAAAGGGAAAGGCUUUUUUUUCCAUUUAUAUCAUGGUUCGCACAG
Molecule: messenger RNA, 897 nt
Organism: Mercenaria mercenaria
Lineage: Eukaryota; Metazoa; Mollusca; Bivalvia; Venerida; Veneridae
Product: density-regulated protein homolog
Exons: 8
Coding region: 166-744 (192 amino acids)
Biological process (GO): translation reinitiation; formation of translation preinitiation complex
Molecular function (GO): mRNA binding; translation initiation factor activity
Source: RefSeq, a predicted model, not a curated record